UAAUUAAGCUCUAGUUAAUUACUAGUACUCCAGUACUUAACCAACAGGACAGUCUCCUCCAGUAGUUGGUUGACCUCAAGAACCAAGGAGAAAUUAACAAGACCAUACAGAGCUUCUCGUUUCUAUUUCUACCUAUCCUUCUCGGUUGUUUUUCGCACUUUCCACAGUUUCACUGCGGUGCACUAAGCCACACAAAGGCCUGCGCUUACAGCUACGCGCUGGUCCUGACAGGAUUUGAAUGCCUGUGCAGUGUGCACUGCGUCCCCGAAUCCUUCUGCACCUUCCCUUGUGUCGCACUCGCGCCAUUUAAACACUACGAGCUCGCUCGCUACCUAGCAACGACGACGACGCCAGCUGCUGCUCAAUCAGUUCAGUGAUAUAGAGGCAGCGCUUUGCCAAGCAUGGCAGUGGUGGUGGCGAGCAGCAGGGCGAGAGCGGAGCAGGCGAGGCUGCAGUGGCAGGAGCAGGAGUCGAGGAGCCCUGAGAUGGCGGCGCCGCCGAGGCCGCCGCGGCCGCGGCCGGCGAGGGCGGCCGUCGUGUACUACCUGUCGAGGAACGGGCACCUCGAGCACCCGCACUUCAUGGAGGUCUUGCUCUCCUGCCCCGACGGCCUCUACCUCCGAGAUGUGAUCGACCGACUCGACGCGCUGAGGGGCAAGGGGAUGGCGCGCAUGUACUCGUGGGCGUCCAAGAGGAGCUACCGGAAUGGGUUCGUGUGGCACGACCUGGCGGACGAUGAUCUCAUCCACCCGGUGGUCGGACGGGAGUACGUGCUCAAGGGCACCGAACGCCUGCACCCGGUGCCGCUCCCGCUGCUCGACGCGGCCGUCGAGUCCUCGUCGACGUCCUGCGGCUUGCAGGAAACGGCCACCUCGUCAUCCUCUGCCAGCUGGGGGCACGGCAGGCCGUCGCACCGGAAAAAGAGCGCCAGCGCGUGCGGCCCAGCGGAGAUUGUCGAGUACAUUGUGUACAAGGGCGAGGAGCGCGCCGCGGACGCCGCGACGCAGACUGAGGACAGCGGCCGCGGCCGCAGGCACCAAAGGAGCGCCCAGGCCGCGGUUGUGCAUGACGAGCUCAGCAGGGCGGAGACGUCGCCGCCGACGGCGUCCACCAGCCCCGAGACGCUCGAGGCGCUGAUCAAGGCGGACGGCCGCGUCGUGGCGGCCGUCAGCGGCAGCGGCAGGGCCAGGGCGUCCUCCGUGCUCAUGCAGCUGGUUUCGUGCGGGUCCGUGUCUGUGAAGGGCGCGCACGCCUCUCCGGUGAUGCCGCGAGCGCAUCACCGAGCGCGGCCACCCCGCCCGACAGCGUCCUCGGCCGUCGCGGCCGCGGAGGUACCUGCCUACCGCGCGAAGAUCGUAGAGGACAAGGAGUACUUCAGCGGGAGCAUCGUGGAGAUGCCAAGGCGCUCGCCGGCCGACGACGCGUCCCAGGACCUGGCCGUUCUCCGGCGGUCUUCGUCGUACAACGCCGACAGGGUGAUAAAGCUGGAGUUGGCAAAGGAGGCCGGGGACCUGCAUGACAGGUGCAUCCCUCGCAAGCCCAAGAGCAAGAAAGACGGCUACAUGUUUAUCUCCGGCAAGGGAAUAAUAAAGGCUGACAACAAUUUCGUUGGCAGAUGAGCGUCACCCUGAACUCUUGUCAUGUGGAAGAUGCGGCAAGCUGACGAGUGGCGCCUACGUUAUGUAUCUUCUUUGUGUAGGGAACAGUGAAUAAGUCCGGUUUCAUGUCGUCAGCUUGUGAGAUGCUGCCUGUUUGUUUGAUGUGAGCCCUGUUAAUCUGUGUUAUGUCUCGUUGUCUGAACGUUUAAUGGUAUUUUGGUAA
Phragmites australis (common reed) is the source of this 1821-nucleotide messenger RNA. Its product is annotated as protein SOSEKI 4-like. NCBI's taxonomy places the organism in Eukaryota, Viridiplantae, Streptophyta, Magnoliopsida, Poales, Poaceae. The transcript is spliced from 4 exons. Bases 402 to 1619 code for a protein of 405 amino acids. The record is from RefSeq and is a predicted model, not a curated record.